This is a messenger RNA of Neolamprologus brichardi, 1290 nucleotides long. The record is from RefSeq and is a predicted model, not a curated record. NCBI's taxonomy places the organism in Eukaryota, Metazoa, Chordata, Actinopteri, Cichliformes, Cichlidae.
AUGGACGAAGUCAACAAAGUUUGUUUUGAUGCCUGUUUGAACAGGUCGCUGUGGUUUGUCCGCCUGCUCCUGCUCGCCGCUGUCCUGUCCUCAUCUCUUUGUACAGAUGGAUACCAGGAGUCCUUCACUGUAACCAUUGUAAUUACAGUUUUAACCACCUUAACAGCCACUGUCAUCUGUUCAUGUAUUGUGCAGUUAGUGAAGAAACACAGCUGCCCUGUGAAAAGACAAAAAUGGAGUCUCGAUAAUCAUGGUACGAAUGAUGAAAGGCAGAGUCCGGUCAUCCAGACAAGCGACCGUACAUAUUACUCCAAAUCCUCAUCAAGCAUCUCAAAUCCCACAAUCCCCCCCUCUCCAAAGUCUCAUCACAACAACGACAACCUCAAACCAGAGGCCUUGACAACAUCUGACAGCUCCUCACAGACCACAGAAGAAGAUUCAUCACAUCUGGACACCAGCGGCGAGAUGAAAAGAAACAGUGAUAACAGCAGUUCCCUUCCAGUGCUGUCCAUUCCUCCUCCACAUAUUCGCCGCUCGUCCACUCGUCGGUCUGUUAGAGGCAGUAUACGUGUUCAGCACAGAAACAUCAUCUCUGAAGACUCAGAGCCGCUGAUGCAGAUCGGACCUGAAACUAAAUGAGGAACAUUUCAUAAUCAGACAAAUGAAACAAAAAUAUAUCUGAGGUCGCCGUUUGAAACGGACUCAUGCUGUCAGUUAGGUCGGAGUUGACCUCUAAGUAUUCGCUAUUGCAGCUGAAUUCCCUGUUAACUGAUUUGUCAUUUAUUUCAGGACGCCAUCCAAGUGAGUUUUAUAGAAAAGCAUUGCAUUUUAUAAACAUGCCAACGUUUUAAAUACUUAUUUGAUAGUUUUUGUUUUGAAAUACAGUAAAAGUUGUCAUUUUAAUGUGCUGAACCUUUCAGCCUGUCACAAUAUCUGCUUUUCUUGAUUAUCAUCGUAGGUAGUAAUACGGUCUUAUAAGAGAGGCACCUCAAUUCAAACUUUAUCCACAUUCAUUUUGUGUAAUAUAUUGGGAUAUGUAUUUCUUAGAGCUUUGCUGUAAUCUUUUUUGAUUUUUGUAAUUAUUGUAUUAUGUAAUAGUGCUGUUUUAACUUGUUGGUUACUGUUCUUGGAACAGCUGCAACCACACGAUUUGAAUUAUUUUCACCUGGAAUGAUGUGCAUGUGAGUAUGAAGCUGGCUGAGCUCCAGCCAAAGUAAAACUCCGACAUGGACAGCAGUGACAGUGAAAACCAUGUAUCAUGUAACUGUUUGUGACAUUCUGAUAUAAACA